This is a messenger RNA of Catharus ustulatus (Swainson's thrush), 3403 nucleotides long. RefSeq names its product activating signal cointegrator 1 complex subunit 1 (gene ASCC1). The coding region runs from base 1490 to 2758 and encodes 422 amino acids. The record is from RefSeq and is a predicted model, not a curated record. Gene Ontology annotation, cellular component: nucleus. The transcript has 10 exons. Lineage: Eukaryota; Metazoa; Chordata; Aves; Passeriformes; Turdidae. Gene Ontology annotation, molecular function: RNA binding. Gene Ontology annotation, biological process: regulation of DNA-templated transcription; DNA alkylation repair.
UGAAUUAGGAAGGGCGGGCAUCUCGGAGUUCCCCGGGGCGCAGAGCCAGCAGCCACACGUCUCUGAGGAUGAAUGAAGGCAGCGAGGGGCAGGAUGAAGCCGCCUCCACUGCCCCAGAGCAUGCAGGCUGCCAUGCUUGUGUGGGAGAGCUGCCUGCAGCCACUGUGGGGAUGGGCACAGAGCUGUCACACCCCGAAACUGAAGGUAACCCCUGCUCCGACCCCUCGGAAUUCCCCUGGGCAUUCAUCCACAGUGUGCACAAGAAUAACGAGAUACAGAUUGCUGGCCUGAAUUCACCGGCCUUUAGCUGCCCUGGCGCUUGUCCCGCUCCCCAGGGUCAUAAAAGGCGGGUUUCUUUCCUUUUCCCCCCGCCUUGUUUCCAGGAGCACAAACACAGAAGCCCUGCUGCCUCAUAAAACCUGGAAGGCUGCAGGACUGCCAGUUCCAGCGCUGCAUCCUGCACGGAGCCACGCCGUGCCUAACUUGCAGCAGCUGCUUUCUGCAUCACUCCAGAUGUGCUUUUGCCUUGAAAAUGCUGUGUUUGACUUAGGCUGGCAAUGCCUGAGGACCCCUCUGCCUGUGCAGCACAAUUUCGGCUGCCUCUUGCACACUCUCUUCUCAGCCUUGUUUUUAAGAGGUACUGUGUUUGUACCAGUUUGGGUACCCAGUUUGUACCCAAACUAGUACAGUUUGUCACCGUGUUUGUCACAACACAGGACUUCAAACUCAUCAUGUACCUCUCUGAUAGUACAAAAGGUAUCACUUGGCCCUUAUCAGUGACAACACUUGCUGCUCCUCAAAAUAGUUAUGAGUGCUUAUAAACACUUCCAAACUACCCUGCCCAUUUAAUUCAUUUCUGUUAUCAUAUUUAGUACACUUCUGCAGGCUCUGUAGGGUACACAGACAGUGCUCUCAGAAAGCACUGGAAGAUUUUGUGGAGAAAAUGGGGUUUUAAGACCUUAAAGCCCAUCUCAUUCCACCCCCUGCAAUGGGCAGGGACACCUUUUACUAUCCCAGGUCAUUCCAACAUGGCCUUGGACACUUCUAGGGAUUAGACAGGCACAGCUCCUCUGGGCAGCCUGUGCCAGGGGCUCACAGGGAAUAACUUCUUCCCAAUAUCCCACCUAACCCUGCCCUCUAUCAGCGGGAAGCCGUUCCCUUUGUCCUGCUCCUCCAUUCCUUUUAAGUUUCCCCAGAGUGCUCAAGGUUACUGUGUGUAACACAGAACAUAGCAGCUCACAGGAGGCUGGGGGCUUACAGAAAAACGCAGGCAUAAACCAAACUUUUAUUUGUGCUAUGGUACACCCAGCAACACCUCCCUCAGCAACCCUCAGGCUCAGCCUGCUGCUCGCGAGGGAGGCGCGACGAUCGUUUGCGCUGAAACGAUGCCAGCCGGGGCUCGCAGACCCGACAGAUUCCUAAGUGUGGCUGCAGGGGGUUUAUUUUAAACAAACACAAAGGAGGGGAGAGGAGGCGGCAGGUCAGAGCGAUGCCUGGGCCUGUUACAGAAACCUCCAGCCAACGCCUCAGGGACCUCAGGCGCCGCCAUCUUGGAGGGCGGGGAGCCCCACUGCCCGCGCCCCCACGAGGCCACGCCCCCAGCGCUCAUAACCACGCCCAUACACUGGCCACGCCUCCUCCACCGCCCACCCGCCCAUGGCCCCUCCGAGCCGCUUCCCGUAGGAGGAGGAGCAGGAUGGACGUGCUGCGGCCCCCCUUGGUAAGGAUCGGGGGGCGAGUGUACCGGAAAAAUCUCAUCCAAGAGCAGGCACUCCCACAUGAGGAGGAGGAGGACUUCUAUGCAGGUCCCGGUGACUGUGCGGACGAACCCUGUGAUGCCUUUGUGGUGGAGGAGACUGAGCGAGGCUUCCAGUGCCGGGUGGAGGUUCCCAGCCCCUUAUACAAGUACAUCAUUGGGAAGAAAGGGGAAACCAAGAAGAGGCUAGAAACAGAGACCCGAACCUCCAUCAGCAUUCCCAAGCCUGGAGUGGAAGGAGAAAUUGUGAUCACGGGGCAGCACCGGAGCGGUGUCGUCUCUGCCCGGACACGGAUCGAUGUGCUCCUGGACAGCUUCCGCAAGAAGCAGCCCUUCACACACUUCCUGUCCUUUGCUCUCAACCAGCCUGCCAUCCAGGAAAAGUUCCUGCAGUUCAAGGAGGAGGUGCUGGAGAAGUGCUCAAAGGAUCAUGGGGUCAGCAGCAGUCUGUUCCAGAACCCUGCCAAGCUUCACCUGACUCUUGGGACGUUGGUGCUCCUGAACGAACAAGAGAUCCAGAAAGCGUGUGACCUCCUGCAGCGAUGCAAAGAGGACUUUGUGGACCAAAUUACUGGAGGCCAGCCCCUGACCGUGGAGGUGGCAGGAGUGGAGUACAUGAACGAUGACCCUUCCAUGACUGACGUCCUUUACGCCAAAGUCCACAUGAAAGAUGGCUCAGACAGACUGCAGAUGGUUGCUGAUCAGCUGGUGGAGCGGUUUGUGGCCUCUGGCCUGAUGCUUAAAGAGUGGGAUAGGGUGAAGCUGCAUGCCACAGUCAUGAACACUCUCUUCAGGAAAGAUCCAACUGAAGAACGAAACAACACAAUGACUGGUAAAUCAUCUUUCAUGGAGCGGGAGUCAUUUAAUGGCCAAAAUAUCCUCAAGCUCUUUGAGAACUUCUACUUCGGGGAGGUGCAGCUGGACUCGGUGCGUCUCUCCCAGAGGUUCUCCUCGGACGCCUCUGGCUACUAUGCAACAUCUGGGCAGCUGUGCUUCUCUUGAGGAGGCCAUAGCGGGUCUGCUGUGUGCGUGAUCCCUCACUGGAAGGUUUUAUAGGACAUGAGUCUUCAAUGGGAACCUGGGAAUUCCAAGCUGGGAUGCCUUGUGGCUGCUCCCAACAAUGGGAACCAUGGCAUUUCCCUGCAGCUUUUCCCACUGCCCUCUCCCUGGGGGUUGCCAGGGUCCUUCCUCCUCCUUUCCUCAGAAUGUCACAAAGUUGCCUCUUUGAUGCCUGUGGAUUGCUGGUUUUCCAAGAAAACAACUAGAACUGAGGCUUUUGGGUGUUUAAACAUGGUUUUUUUUCAGAAGAAAAAAGUUUGUCCUUAAAAUAAGUAUUUAAAAUCCAGGAGAGCUUCUCCAGAGCACGAUUUAACAAUAUUGAGGUCAGGCAUUGCUUGGAUCUCCAGCAGCGUGCCUGUGUGAUGUAGAUCUCCAAAUAAAUUAAUUCCCUUCAAAAGCAAAGUGUUUAUCUCCUGUUGCAUUGAUAGUUUCUGUAAUUAAACUUCCAGCACUGCACAUAACUAUGACAAUAAGAAAGCAUUGAUAGUCAGAGCUCUUUCCAGUGACCGUUUCAGAGCGUGUCAAAAAACAUAUGCCUUGUAGGUGGUUUCUCCAUUAAAAGCAGCACCAAGCUCUUUGAUUCCAUUG